AUGUCAACAGCAUCAAAAAUCACUCUUGGGGCCUCAUGUGCCUUUGCAGUUGGUGCAUUUGUUUUCAUCAAUUACUCACAACAAGCUGAAAGACAAGCAUUAAGACAAGGACCAAUAAAAGAUGCUGCCCGACAACAAGCUAAGCAAUUGGAAAAACUGAAAAAACAAUUGGCUAAUGAACUUGAACAUAAAGAACAGAAUGAAUUGAGAGAGAAAUAUUUGAAAUUACAACCAUUAAGUGAUGAAAUUAUACAAGGUGAAGAAGGAAAAACUAUUCCUCCCAAAGAUUCUUAA
This is a messenger RNA of Candida dubliniensis CD36, 294 nucleotides long. RefSeq lists its product as uncharacterized. Gene Ontology annotation, cellular component: mitochondrion. The transcript has a single exon. NCBI's taxonomy places the organism in Eukaryota, Fungi, Ascomycota, Pichiomycetes, Serinales, Debaryomycetaceae. The record is from RefSeq and is a predicted model, not a curated record. Gene Ontology annotation, biological process: mitochondrial respiratory chain complex IV assembly. The coding region runs from base 1 to 294 and encodes 97 amino acids.